AUGACGCCGGCCGUUGUCAAGCUCGAGGUCCUCGCUGCCGUGGACCAACGGCGGUCGCAGCGCGAAAAGUUCAUCGAGAUUCUUGCCUGUGCCUACGACUUGCACGCGACGGCUCGACUUGAAAGCGUGCGGUUUGGCUUCACCGACGUGAUCCAAAAGGCCAUCGAUCUAUACAACGCGUCGCUCGAGUGCGCGAUCCACGACUUUGUCGAGACGGCGCUGGACCCGGCCAUCUACGACUUCUUUACGGCGGGCACCAUGAUGCCGUCCUUUACCCAGCGCAGUGCUUGA
Messenger RNA from Saprolegnia parasitica CBS 223.65, 291 nucleotides. RefSeq lists its product as hypothetical. Lineage: Eukaryota; Oomycota; Saprolegniomycetes; Saprolegniales; Saprolegniaceae. The record is from RefSeq and is a predicted model, not a curated record. Bases 1 to 291 code for a protein of 96 amino acids. The transcript has 2 exons.